Molecule: messenger RNA, 1719 nt
Organism: Sorghum bicolor (sorghum)
Lineage: Eukaryota; Viridiplantae; Streptophyta; Magnoliopsida; Poales; Poaceae
Exons: 2
Coding region: 14-1324 (436 amino acids)
Molecular function (GO): protein binding
Source: RefSeq, a predicted model, not a curated record
UCUCGGAUCACUCAUGGCGCCCCGAGGCCGCAAGCACCAAACCCUAGCGUCCUCCGCUGCCGCUUCCCCUCGCCCCCGGGUGUUGGCGCCUGCACCAGCGAUGGAGACUACGACGACGACGACGGUCGCCGACCUCACGGACUUCAUCCUCCAGGCCAUCCUCGUCCGCCUCACGCCCGCCGACCUCCUCCGCGCGGCGCUCGCCUGCCACCGCUGGCGCCGCGCCGCCACCCUCGCGCUCCCACGCGUGCCGCCGCUCCUCGGCUACUUCUUCCACCCCAAGGGCCCCUCCAGCCCACCCCCGAUGCCGACGACGGACAAGACCCACCACCCCGCCGUCUUCCUCCCGCUCGACGCCGCCGCCGCCGCCUCCCCGCGCCUCUCCCUCGACCUCACCAAGGGCUUCGCCAGCACCCUGUCCAUCCAGGACGUCCACCACGGCCUCGUGCUCCUCACCCCUCACUCGCGCCCCAAGUCGCCGCUCCUGCCCCGCAUCCUCGCCGUCGACCCGGCGUCGCGCCGCCGCGUCCUGCUCUCGCCGCCGCCGCGCGACGCGCUGCCCGAGCGCGGGGACCUCUGGCGCCGCGAAAGGUGCGUCAUUGGCGUCGCCGUCCUCGCGCGCGCGCACCCGAGCAGCCUCACCUUCGACGCCGUCUGGCUCACCGUCGACGGCGACCGCCCGCGCGCCUGGGUCGCGUCCGUCCGCGACGGCACCUGCGACAGCUGCCGCGUGCUGCCGAGGGCCGAGGGCGUCGUCGUCGACUUCGACCCGUGGUGGUUCGAGGCCCGCUGCGUGCACGCCGCUGGCAACAUCUACUGGCACAUCUGCAACUCCAGCCGCGUGCUCCAGCUGGAUCCUCGCACGAUGGACUUGUCCUACAUGCCCGUGCCUGCCGUCCUCGGGGAUCGCUUCAAGAAGUACCGCGUCGGAGAGACGCCCGAGGACGGCCGUCUGUGCAUCGCGUCCAUCGUGGACGAUGUGAGUCUGCAGAUCUGGGUGCGUGGAGGAGGAGGAGAGUCCAGGUGGAGCGACAGGGGGUGGUGGCUGCAGAGGGAGAUUUGCAUGACCAAAGUGCUCGACACCGUGCCUGGGCUACCCAAGGACAGGAUGAUGCGGAUGCUCUGCACCUGGCUCAGCGACAUGGACUACGCUCGCACCGGGAAGGUGUUCAUCUGUACAUGGGGAUAUGGGCGCUACUCGUUCCAUCUGGAGACCGGCAAGCUGGAGCGCUUGGUGAUGAAAGAUGGCAAGGAGCAUGGAGACCCUAUCUAUGCCUACACCUUGGCAUGGCCGCCUCAGUUCCUCGCUGCUCCAAGAAACUGACUUUCUGGUUGUUGACCAGUGAGAGAAGAUAACAGUGACGCAUACAAAUCAGCUCACCUCUUUGGUUCUGGGGGUUACGAGUGCCGUUCACUAAGCUCUUUGUUCCGUAUGAGACUGAAUUAAUGUUGAACUUGUCUUUUCGCAUUUUCGGAUUAGAUGGCAUUCUGAAGACCGUAGUAGGGUGUGCCACGUACGUUAUGCUGGUUCCUGGCAAAACAUUUCUAUGCUUGCUUGUCAUGAGAUAUUUGUCCCUUUAGACUAAGAUGCCAUUUUGAAGACAUUAGGGUGGAAUGUCUCCCGUGGUGCUGUUUCAGCUGCUGAACUGUGGUUUUGUUCGUCACAAGUACCAUCUAUCAUUUUCUACUCAAAUGAUAACCUUCCUCCUGUUUUGCGUA